This is a messenger RNA of Penicillium hordei, 1638 nucleotides long. RefSeq lists its product as uncharacterized. Gene Ontology annotation, molecular function: transmembrane transporter activity. The record is from RefSeq and is a predicted model, not a curated record. Lineage: Eukaryota; Fungi; Ascomycota; Eurotiomycetes; Eurotiales; Aspergillaceae. The coding region runs from base 1 to 1638 and encodes 545 amino acids. Gene Ontology annotation, cellular component: membrane. The transcript has 6 exons. Gene Ontology annotation, biological process: transmembrane transport.
AUGGGACGCGAAGACGGAAUUAUGUUGAAUGUUCAACACUCUACGCCGGAGAUGUCUUCCCUGGACACCCCCUCCCAAAAGGCAGGCACGGCGCAGGACAAGCAAGACAUGUGGCGUGCCGGUCGAGAUCAGGAACUAAACAGGAACUUCCGAUUUCUGUCCGUUCUUGGGUUUACAGCGGUGCUUAUGUGCACGUGGGAAGCAGUUCUCUUUGGCUCAUCUUAUGGGUUGACCAAUGGCGGCAAAGGAGGUAUGAUCUAUACUUAUCUGGGAGGCCUGGCAGGGUUCAGUUUUGUGAUCCUCUCAAUGGCUGAGAUGGCUUCCAUGGCCCCAUUGUCCGGUGGUCAGUAUCAUUGGGUGUCGGAGUUCGCACCCCCGAGUGCUCAGGCUCUAUUGAGUUACAUCACUGGAUGGAUCUGCGUGUUGGGUUGGCACACCGGUAUCGCAGGAUGCUGCUAUACAGUCGCUAACAUGAUGGUUGGCGUGAUUGCGAUAAACUACCCUGACACAUAUACCUAUAAGCCAUGGCAUGUCACGCUGCUCGUCAUUGCGGUGGCUUUGGUAGCCUUGAUGUUUAACACAUUCCUGGCCCAGAAGCUUCCAUUGAUAGAAGGUAUCAUUUUGAUUGUUCACUGUUUUGGUUUCUUUGGAAUUUUGAUCCCACUUUGGGUGCUGUCCCCUAGGGUUCCCGCUUCCGAGGUAUUUGGUUCUAUAGAGAAUCGGGGUGGAUGGGAUAACAAUGGACUCGCAUGUAUGGCAGGGCUGGUUGGACCGAUAUAUGCUUUGAUUGGUACGUUCCGCACGUUCAUGGAUCCUAUUUUGGACGUUGCUAACGAUAUAUCCGGAAAAGGCCCCGACUCGGCAGUUCAUAUGGCGGAGGAAAUUCGAGAUGCAUCUCGGGUUCUUCCUAUGGGCAUGGUCUGGACACUAAUCCUCAACGGGUCCACCGGCCUAGUUAUGAUAAUCACAUUUGCGUUCUGUGUGGGCGACAUUGAUAAAGUGCUUGAGUCUGAAACAGGCUUCCCCUUUAUCCAGGUCUUCCUCAAUGCCACGGGAUCAGUCAGUGCAACGACAGGCAUGACGGUUGUGAUUAUGAUCAUGCAAUUCUGCGCGGCAAUCAGUAAUGUCGCUACAACCUCGCGUCAGAUCUACUCCUUUGCCCGAGACAAGGGCCUUCCUUUUUCCGACUUUUUGGCACAGGUUAACCCAACGUUCACUGUUCCACUGAAUGCCCUUUGCGUCAGUCUUGUCAUUGUCUCUCUCCUCUCCCUAAUCAAUAUUGGGUCUUCCGUGGCUUUCAAUGCCAUUAUGUCCCUCGGCACAGCCGCCCUUCUAUCCUCCUAUAUUAUUUCAAUCACCUGCGUUCGUCUUCGACGUUGGCGCAAUCAGCCCCUACCACCGGCACGUUGGAGCAUGGGCAAGUUCACCCCUAUCUGUGAUACCAUUUCCAUCAUGGUUUUGCUAGUCAUAUGGGUCUUCAGUUUCUUCCCCCUGACGAAGAAUGUGGACCCAACUACCAUGAAUUGGGGCGUGGUAAUAUUUGGGGGUGUUGUUAUGGUUUCACUCUGUUAUUAUGUGAUAUAUGCACGGAAGGUGUACAAGGGUCCAGUGACACGCGUAAAAAUGAUGCAGCAAUGA